Hirundo rustica (Barn swallow) is the source of this 8485-nucleotide messenger RNA. It is a transcript of the gene CEND1, whose product is annotated as cell cycle exit and neuronal differentiation 1. The coding region runs from base 321 to 713 and encodes 130 amino acids. Gene Ontology annotation, biological process: radial glia guided migration of cerebellar granule cell; cerebellum development; cerebellar Purkinje cell differentiation. The transcript has 2 exons. The record is from RefSeq and is a predicted model, not a curated record. NCBI's taxonomy places the organism in Eukaryota, Metazoa, Chordata, Aves, Passeriformes, Hirundinidae.
AGGGAGGAUGGACUAUGCUGGAUUAAGCUCCCUGCUCCAUCUCAGGACUGACCUCCAAGAGUCUGACCUUCACAGGUUUGACCUUCAGUGUUUUCCAUCCGUCCUUUCUCAGCCACGGUGCUCAACACCGACAUCUAACCCUGUGCUAUUGUGGUUCUGUACCAUGUCCAGGUAGGACACCGCCAGCGUAACGAGCAUCCCAAGACAACCGCUCCCAGGCCUCGAGCUCGGGUGGCUCCUGUGCUUCCUGCAGCAGCCGGGCAAGGGAGAAGAGCUGGGAGAGCCCCGUGCAUCCAGUCGCUGCCCACAGCACCCCUAGGAUGGAUUCCAAAGGCAACGUCCGAAGCGGAAACAAACCCGACGCCAAGGCCGCCAGCUCCGGGAAGCCGGAAAAACCCAACCCCGGGCCUGCCACGAAUGCAGACAAGAAGGAGGCCCCCAAAGAGCAGCCAGCUCCUGCCACGGCCACCAAGAAGGCAGGCGGCGACGCCGCCGUCGCCAACAACCACAGCAACCUGAAACCCAGCGCCGCCGCCACGGAGACGCAGGAGGCCGGCGGCCAGUCCCCUGACUCUGACCACAAGGGAAACAGCUCCGAGGAGUCACCGGGCGGCUUCUUCGACAACAUGAAGCCCUUGAUCAUCGUCGGAGGAGUGGCGGUGGCCGCGCUGGCUGUGAUUGUGGGAGUGGCAUUCCUAGCCCGGAAAAAAUGAAGACCGAGACGGGGUGGGGAUGAGAAACCCAGCCCAGCUGUACAGCUCCUUUUGAGACAAAUGCAUGCAGAGAAAUCUAUACAUAGUUAUAUAUAUAUAGAGAGAGAGCGAGCUAGAUAGGUCAACGACAAACACCAACUGCAACUCCAGGGUCUUGUUCAAGACAACUGUGCCAGUCUGACCCGCUGUGGGUAACUCCAUGCACUCAGUGUGUUCUUUCAUGUAAUAUAUCUUGGCUUAUACCACUGUGUAUAGAUUACAGCUUCUCCUGAUCGGUGUAAAUGAUGGUGUCCCCUCCCCUCCCCUGCUGUCCUCCCUGGGAGACAUCCCCCCCCUCCUCCCCUUGCAGUCCCGUUUUCAAGUCCAAAGUGUUCUACGUCCCAUUCGGAGUCCCAGUUUGUGUUUUGGUUUCUGUUUGGUUCUCUUUUAACUUGGGCUGUGGUAAAGAAGAUGGAAGGGCUAAGGCCCGGCUGGCCUGUGAUGCUGGGCUGGGGGUGUUUUUCCAGCCUUCCCCCCCGGGACAAGGGAAGAGGUGCAAGGGCAGUGGCAGGGAAGAGGCAGCUCCCUGACCCAAGAGCCGCGGGCGAUCCCUAAUCGGUGUCUGUGUAUCUGCCGCUCAUCAUCCCACCUUGGAACACCCGCCUGGGAAGCGCUCCGGAGGAACCAGGGCGGCUGCAGGUGGAGCUGCAGCGUGGCAGAGCCGAGUGUGAGCCUGGGAUGCCACAUCAGGUCACUCUUCUGGCUGAGCUGCCAGCGGGACAGUGACCAGAGGGGCUGUGCUGUGGCCUUCAGGAUCCCCGGGCUCGCCAGGGUCACGUGGGCAGCGUUUGGGAUAGAGAGACUUUGUUUUGGAUCUAGUAUUUCCUAAAGUUAGGCUGGGCUUUGCAGGGUGCUGUGGCCUCAGUCCAAGCUCCCUCGAGGUCGGCUGGACUAUUUGUGUUCAUUUUUUUGAGCUUUGGAUAAGGCCUUUCACUGGAUUUUUUUUUUCCCCCCGCUGAAGACUGAGGUCUCUCAGCAGACGGAAAGACAGGAAAAGGGGGAGACAUGAGCUGGUGUUAGGGGCAGAGAGGACCUGGGACCCCAUGAGAGUAACACUGACCUACCCGUUUAUACCAGGGAAACAAACCCCUUUCAAGGGCACUGGAGACUGUCCUGGGUGAAUUUCUUACAUCCCUCUUGUGACAGUAGUAGCAGGGAUUUGUAACUCGUCCACACUUUGGAAAUGGAAACAAAUUCCCAGCCCUCGGGAGCUGCCUGAUUUCACGGGUGAGUACCUUGGCUCAUAAUGCCAGACCUUGUGAGGGGGAGGAGAGAGGGUGUUUAGUGCUUUGGCCAAUGCUCAGCACUGAACAGCAAGAGGUGAGGAGAUUUGCCUCUGAAAGCUUCCAUUAGGCUUCUCUUGGCUGCUGCAAAACAGAGUGCUAGAAAAACCCCUGACAUUUGGGGUUUAAGUUGGGUCAGAGUUUAGAUGAGGUCCAGUGGGAGUUCGGCAGCGGCCGCAGCCCAUGGGCAGGGGCAGGAGUGAUGGUAAGAAAGAGGCAGUGACACAGCGGGGUGAGCUCUGUUACAGAGCCUGUCCUGCACCUUUAACUGAGAUGGAUGGAUGGAUGGAUGGAUGCAUUCUGGGGCCGCAGGGAUAGAGGGAGGUGUGCAUUCCUCAGGUGCUGCCUAUGCAGUGUGUGCCUCUGGCACAUGGGACGGUGUGGGGGUAUAACCUGACCUGGCAAUUCUUCUCUUGGCUCAUGUUGUGUCUUAUUUACCUUCAAAUCUGACCUGCUGAAUGCACAUGGCCUUGGAAUGCAUAGCUACUCCUAUGGUGAGCUCAGAAAAUAUUCCCAAAGGUGCCUGGCCUCUGGGAAUAUCAGACACCGAGUGCUGGUGCAGUUAGAGGUUGAUGCCUCCACCUUUGCCAGCACAGAGACAGGAGCAGGGCUCACAGGAAUUCUGGGCUCACAGGAGUUUUGGAAAGCAGGGCUACAGCUCCAGGUUAGAUCCUGGUAGCCUAAAGCACUUGGCAUGAGCUGUGGAUGUGUCUCCCAGCAGCAGUAUGUCACUUACAGCCUGGGGAAGGCUUGGAAGCAGAAGGGUCCUCCUCUCCCCUCAGAUUUCUGAAGCACAACUUCACAGGAAAAUUUUUGCAGGGAGUUUUGCUUAUGUUGCUCAGAAGGAAGGGAAGUCACCCUCUCCUGCUCUGGUUCACGUUUUGCCAAGUAGGGUAGUGAUUUUCAGACAGUGACUUCUGUUUUCAAGUGAUGUUUCUACUUCUCCUGUCCCCUCCCUCCCUCUCAGCUCUGUCCUAGGAUUGUUUUUAGCAGUGUGUGACGUUAGGCACAACAUUUAUCUAUUCUGCCCUGACCGACACAGAUAGAUCGGGGGAAGAAAAUGAAGCGCCUGCUCCACUCGAGUCUCCAGUUUUACUUUCUAAAAUGUUUUUAUUUCCUUGUCUUCACCUUUGGCAACAGAAGAGGGGAAAAACAGUUCUCAGCCAAUGGCCUUAACCUUUUCUCCGUCUCCAAACCCCGCCUGCCCUUAGAGCACUCGGAUGCAAGGCCACCAAUUUCAUCCAGAAACACCACAGAGGUGAUGAUGGGGCUGCAGCUCCUCAUCGGGGCGCGUCGCUCAUUCGAGCCCUCCCUGCACGGCAAACCCGGUAUGUCCUGUUUGUAAGGGAUUUUUGAACGUGGUCUGUCCUGUUCCCAGGGGAUUUUCCACUUCCUGUGAUCACUUAGCAGUCUGCUGUCCAGGUUCAGCACCUGGAACCCACCUCUUUGGCAGUUUGGUUUGGAAAACACCUGUCUGUGUCUCUCUGUGUGUGUGUGCCUUGAGGCACAUCCUGCGUGUGUAUUGAACAAACCUUUGUGUAGUAUUGCUGCAGUCUGGGAGAAUCCAAGCUGGAGGUGCCCCUUCCUCCAUUCCCUACAUUCAAACCAAGUGUCCGUGAUGUCUUUUCUGUGCCAUUCCCACCACGCCAUGCAGCUCCUGAAUUCCUUUCCGGUCGUGGUUUCUCCUCUGUGCAAGGAAUGUUUGGCUGGUGAGAAGUGCUGAGCGUGUGGUGCGCCCGGAGCCCUGAGCCCCUGCUUCCCUCUCCAGGUAGUCGUGUGGGCUCUUUGCAUUAAAAUGAGGCACUUUUAGACUAUCCUGGACUCUGCUGUAGUGCUUUUCCAAGCGUGGCUCUAGCGUUGAGCCGGGCAGAUCCGGCGUAGACGCCACAGCGCGCCGCAGCCUUGACUUGCAAACGCCUCCCGUCCUGCCUUACCCUGCCAGGCCGUGCAGUGCUUUCGUACUGAGCCAAAAAUGUCCAGCGAGCACCAGGCCGAGGGAGCAAAUCCCCCUCUCUCAGCCAGCCCCAAAUCUGUCGAAGCAGAAGGCUUAAAUGACUGACCUCGCUGCGCUAAAUAAAUAGUUGUCUUUUCUCGUACUGAGCACACGCCGUUAUUUGCUUGAUGUCCUUCUUUGUGUGUUUUUUGUGGUAUGAAGUCCUUCCAAGUGACAUCUCCGUGCGGAGAGCGAAUUAACACUUAAAACUAAUCAGAGUCUGUGCUUGGGGUUUGAAGAGAUCUAGAUUGCUAGUUUACUCUUUUGAUCAAGUCGAUAAAUUAAAUAUUGGCGAAACUGGUUUCGGACCUUUCAGCCUAUCACCAAAAGUCUCAAUUGAAUCACUGCACCCGAUCUCAAUCUCUUUUUAGGGAGUCAUAAAUUUUAGUUGAAUACAAAGAUGUCAUUUUGCUGUCUUGGACAACUCAGUAGAAGGUAUUUGCUGCUUCUAUUUUAAGAGAGAUGAAAUGGAUUAUGCUUCUGCUUCCUCUUCCUACUGAUUUAAUACCCUGUAGAUAAGUCCUGUUAUUCCUAACUGUGCUGCAGCAGGAUGAAAACAAAUCUGGCAGCCAGGGAAUAAUGCACCAGCAUUUUUUGGGAGGGUAAGAACGAAUUCCUGCAGGUGCUGUUUGCCUGGGGCUCACUUAAAGCACUCAACAGUCACUUGCCCUGAAGCAUUUCUCAGUUCCCUCGGGCUGGGUGAUAAAUUAAACAUCCAUUUGUGUCUGAUGGACUGAAGUUUGAAGGUUGACCCGUAGAAUACUGAAAACAAGGGGAAUUUUUCCAUUGGCUUCACCAUGCUCUGGCCUUUGAGUCCUUGUUGGCACCAGGGAUAUGAUCACAGGUCAUCAUAAAAUCAUCUCAAUUACACAUUUAUUUUUAAAUUGACACAAACGUUCCUUAGGCUCAGCGUAAGGGAGUUUUCUUUCUCCGAGGCAGCCCUGCUUAUAGUGGCAUCAGGAUUUGUGUAUGAACAACAGCAGUGCAACCAAAAGCCCCCUGGAGCUGGUGAGAGAUGAUUUAUGCCUUAAAAUAUUCCCUACUUUUCCUGGAAACGCUACAGGGGUUUAGAAUUCAGCACCCUUCUAACUAUUCUUGGAAUUGGUUGAAAAAUAACAGUGCUGAAGAUUGGAGAGGAAAAUGAUUCUUUGAGAAAUAAACCAGAAAAGGAAGGCAAUGAAAAAAUAUGUUUGAAAGGUGAAAUUCUUGGAAUUUCAAUCAGCUCCAUGAAAAGCUUCAAGUCGGUGAAGAUUCUGAGAGGGUGCAUGGAACAGAGCAGAGAAGUGGAGAGAAAAAGCACUAAUUUUCUUAAUAGCUUUGGUAAGGACACACUAACUUUUGUAUCCUCUUCCCUCCCCUUUUUUUUUUUUUUUUUUUUUUUUUUCCUCAGAAAAAGGCAAAAAUGACAAGCUCUGGUGCCAUGCAAAUUAACCUCUGCUAUAAUUGCCUUUUCCAGAUGAAUUCCUGCUGGCUCUGUGCAAUGUUAAAGGGUUACAAAAAUGCCUGAAGUUUUCUACAACCAACUUUGCGCGGUUAAGGGGAAUUGCCAGGACAUUAGGAGAGGCUGUGCUCUCUUUUCAUGCGCUUUGCUGUGACAAGGACUGCAGAUGCAGCCUGCUCACACUUCCAUCCUCCUGGUCCAUCCUUCAUGCUGGAGCAGGAAUGCUGAUUCCCUUCCCAGGCCUUGCUGUGGUAUCAUUCCCAUCACCACAAAGCUGGGAGAGGUCCAUAGAGGCAGGAAGGAGCAUCACAUCAUGUUCAUGAGCUGGCUGCAGUUCUGCUGCACUGGUUGGGCACUUUCUGCCAUGAAGAGGAAUUGGCUUUGAUCUGGAGCAUAACAGUUGUGUAUUCCAGUAAUUUCUCACGUUGGAAUUUGGAAUCAUUCCUGCUGUUUACACUGGAGGUAUUUGGUCCUUUACUCUUCUGGGGAGAAAUCUGCUGAUGCUGAGGAUCUGUUGGCACAUUUUGGAUCUUAUGAGUGACACUCGACUGGCAGCCCCAAAAAGCCUUGGAGCCUGUGCCCCCAUCCAGCAACCCUUGGGAGGGUUCAAUCCACUGAAUAAAGUGGGUUUAUGAUGACUUUUCCCUCUUCUUUUUGAGACUAUCAGUCCAGCCCUGCAACCUGCUUUCCUUUUAAAUUCCCUAAUUCCUGGGAUGUCUGUUCACAUCAGAUCUUCAGCUGCUACAAACUACAGAGUUCUAUUGGUUUCUGAUCUGAUUUGUUGCUUGUUCUUUCCUCCUUCUUUGGCCACUGCCCUGUAUUCCCUUUCAUCUCCCUACUUUCUUCCCAGGCAGCUCUGCAGAUGUGACCUCUCCGUAGCCCAAGGCUGGGGCAGAUUUUGGGUUGGCUAAGGCAGGUUUUGGGUGGUCCCCCAAAAAUACAGGCAGUGCUGGGCCCCCAGACUUUGUGUCACAGCAGGGGAAUACGUGAAGCUUUGAUCUGCCCUCACCUCUGAGGGUCUAAGUCUGCAAGAGGCUGAGUGCUCGUCUGCCACAGGAUUUGUAAUGGAUGACAAAUCCCCAGGAAGGUCCCGUGUUUGUCCUUCCCUGUCAGUCAGGUGUGAGGUGUUCUGGCUGCCAGAGAGAGUCUGACGUGGUGUGAGCACACACAGCACUUGGCUGCAGCCAGAGCUCCCUCAGCCCUCUGGAGCACCAAAAACAGAGGGGAAAAAAAGAGCUUUUGAAGUCGAGGAGAUGUACUUCUGCUGGCCUGGAAGGAUCAGCUGUUGUGCCGGGGGUGAGGGUGCAGGAGGUGCAAGGAUUGUCUCAUCUGAAUGAGCUGAUCUGGUGUCACUGGGUGAUAGAGAACUGUGGGACUUAUGAGCCUCUAAAACUCAUAUUUCAUUCAAUUGACCAUACCAGGCCUCAAAAUCCUGUGAGAGAUCAGAGCCUUUGGCUUUUCAAAUUCACAGUUUGGAUCUACCUUGUGCUACCGCUCUGCUCCCUCCUCUGGGCAGUGUGUGCUCGGAUAUGCAAUACUCUGGGACUCGUGUCCUCUGCUCUUUGAUGCUCUCCAAAUUAAAUAGAUCUUUUUCUUGCUGAAAAGCAUAACUUGGGUUAAAUAGGCUUUGGACUGGCUGUUCCCGUUUCUCUUCUGGUUGUUCCUGGCUUGCAAUUCUCAAACAGUUCCAUCCCUUUUCCAUUUCUCAGCCCCAGCGCAGCAUCCCAAGCAUGAACGUACAGGUUCUUUCUGUCUGCGUGAUGAUGAUGCAGCACCAAAGCUCCCACCAAGACAAGAGGAAUCUUUAAUCACCUUCCCAACAGCCAAGUCCUGCAUCGUAUCCCUGGUUUUGCCACGGCUGUUUCAAGCAGCCUAGCUUCUGGGGCAAGCUGAUGAGAGCAAGGGUGCCACAAAAUUUUGUUUGGUUAAAAACCGACCAACCAACAAGGGAAUAAUUUGGCUUUACCGAGUUUUGAGCAGCCCUUCAUAACCCUGGUGCCUUUUCCCAGGACUGUUUCAACUGAAGCCUUUAAAAGUUGCAGUUUCACCUCCCCGGGAAACCAACUCUCUUCCAGUGGUAGGUGCAGGUUGGCUGUAAGUUUGUGGAAGAACUAAAAUUGUAGGAAGGGAACUUGAAGGUCAGAUUACAGGGGUUUUUUUAUUUUGUUUUUGGUUUGUUUGGAUUCUGUUACUUCUCCAGGGACUGAUCCAAAGCCCUUGGAAGUCAGACUGAAAUGCCUGCUCUUCCUUUGGAAGCCUCAGGCACCUUUCCAAUGAUGUCAGUGGGUUUUGAGUCAGCUCCUGAGUGUGUUUUCCAAACGAUAGGAAUUUUCCAAGUGACACCUUGAUUUCUUCCCUGUACAACCAGACCUGCUUGUCACUUACACAUCUUUACCUGUGUUCAAUAUACAGGUUUGGGUGGGUUUUUUUGAGGUUUUUUUUUUUUUUUGCUCUCAGAAACAAUAUGCUGCUAGAUACAUUUCCUGGAGGGAAAUGGACACCUACCUACACACAAAGCUAUCCAGCUAAUUUAUACCUUGUUGAAUUUAUAAUCUUGUCUAUGCUUCUAUGGACACUUUGUAUGGGCUGCAGCUCAAAUCCUAAAAUAGUCAAGAAUUUUUUCCUUUCCCAUAUAGUAUUCUAUUUACUUUGACUUUGAAAACAAAAAAAGCGUAUAAAUGCAAUAAUGCAGGUAGACUAGAAAUACUAGAUUGAAAAUUUAAAGUAGUUUAGCUUGUCCCAUUGUGACUGACAGUGUUGUACGACACCCAACGCUGUACCCUGACAUUUUCCAGGCUUUCUCCGUAGCUGAAUCUAGUAUUAGCUUUGGAAACCCAUUGUGUGAGUGGUGGGUGGAUGGGUCGGAAUCGUGUGCUCUCUACACACUGUAUGUUACUCACAUCACAAGCUGUAUGGCCACUCCAUAUGCUGUGAAACUGUAAAUGAUUCCCAAAUACACCUGUAACUCUUACCAGGAUUGUGAGAAAUAAACUAUAUGUAGAUAUAUAUACACACA